GGAACUCCCCCUGGGCGGUGUAUUGCGUAAUAAUCGCAGGUUAUAAACAGAGACAUGAAGCGCUCCUGAACACUAUAACCUGCUGCUACAGCGGCUUUUCGCUGAACUUUACCCCUUCAGUGAUCUCCAGAAUCUCCUCGAGAUGUUUGGAGCGAAGCUGCUCGGGAAUUAGCGUGUCCAGGAGGAGGUUUGUGGUUUCAGUGAGACUCGUGAAGGUGAAAUGGCUCCCAGGAAGACGUACAUCAGUGUGGCUUACUCCUGCCUCGGGGUGCUGGUGGGAUUCUCCGCGUUCCUGGUGUGGAACAUCGUCUACACACAGCCCUGGACCUCCGCCAUGGGAGGAUUAUCAGGGGUGCUGGCACUCUGGAGUCUCGUCACACACAUCAUGUACCUUCAGGACUACUGGAGAACAUGGCUGAAGGGUCUGAAGUUCUUUCUGGUUGUGGGCGUGGUGUUCUCCAUGCUCUCCAUCAUCGCCUUCAUCUCCUUCCUGAGCGUUGCCAUUUCACGCAAAGAGUCACUGAAGGAUCCUCGGAGCUUGUACCUGUCGUGUGUGUGGAGCUUCAUGAGUCUGAAGUGGGCGUUCCUCCUGAGCCUGUACUCACGCCGAUAUCACAAAGAGUUCGCCGACAUCGCCAUCCUCAGCGACUUUUAACACACACACACACACACACACACACACACACACACACACCUCUAUCCAUUAACACACCUGUCUUACAUGCUGAACAUUCUAUUACACACUUCUAGCUUUCUUUGUUUUUAUUACUCUGUGAGGACUGAGGACGUGACGAGCGGUUGUCAUGGUGACUAAUAAGAUUUAAAGGGAAACUCUGUCGUGUUUUUUUAUAUAUAUAUAUAUAUAUAUAUAUAUAUAUAUAUAUAUAUAUAUAUAUAUAUAUAUAUAUAACCCCGCUCUUCACUAUACGUGGUGAGAUGUACGUGAUAACAGAAUGGAGGAGGAUUUUGUCACGUUUCCCUAUGCGUAUUUACAACAAACUGGUUUAUAACAGGGGUCGAGGGGCAGAAGAUGAACUCUGUGUAAAGAUCUUAAAUCUUAAAGGUCUUUUAUAAGAGCACAGAUCGCAGAGCCGUGACAGCAUGCUAAUGCUAGUUACCACGCUAAUGCUAGCUCCAACUAGUCCAGCUAGUCUUUAAACUUAAGCAUUAAACUUGUUCUCACUGAUGGCAUUUCUUUAAAACUCAAACACCUGCACACAGUUUUUAUUUUACUGUAUGUAUAAUAUAUUCUCAAGUUUCAAAUUCGUUUAAAUUAAAACAAAUGUUUUUUAUUAAAGUGGUGCAUAAAACAGAAAACAGCUCAGUUUCACAGACCACAGAGUCCUGAUAAUCUUCUACUUUUCCAAAAGGGUUCUGUAUUAAAGAAGGAUUCUUUCCAAAAUUAAUGUCACACACACACACACACACACACACACACUUCUUCCUUGCAUCUGCCACCAGACUUCGAUUAAGACCACUUCUUUUUGGCCUCACACACUCACAUGCGUGCACACACACACACUCACACUCACAUGCACAGUUCUUCAGGUGAGGAAAGGAGAAAGAAAACGGUGCAGUUUUCCUUUUAAUGCAGUUGUUAGUUUGUCAGUGUGUUUGUGUACCUGAAUAUCGCUGUGUGACGUCUGUAGAAUAGUUUCUGAGCCUCAUCUCUAAAUUAAGACCUUUUUUUUUUUAGGAAGGGCGGAGCUUCGUGAAAUCCUGUUCGAGUUCAAACGUUACACAUGGAGACGUUUUUUAAUUAAACGCGAUCGUUGGAAUAUAAAACGUGUGUGGUUUUACGGUAACCAUGGCGACGCUAGUGUGCGAUGUGGACGUUGAGAAAUUUAAAAUUUUAGGUUCAUUAGUUGAUCUGAAGUCAAUCUGGUAUGACAUCAUUGGUUCAAUUAAUUAAAAAUAUAUAUUUUUACACAAACUGUGUAUAUGAUGGAAACAUCUGUGUGUAAUAGACUACAACAGUUUCUGGACGGAUUAUAAAUCAAAGAUGGCCGUACCAUUUUAAUGGUAAUUGAAUGAGGUGGUUGUAGGAAACUUUCCUAAUGUCUACUAGCUAUCAAUAGCUAACGUAAUGAAAACAAUUGAGCCUGAGGAUUUAAAAUAUGGUGUAUAGACCGCGGUCAUGGUUUAUUUAGGCGUAGCCGUGCUGAGUUCGCCGAUUCAGACGCGUCACGUGGCGGCGUGUUGUGUAUCGGAUCGGAGUAAUCGAAAACGUCACACAACGAUCUGAGGAGCCUUGUGAAUCGUAAAUCUUCUGUAUGUUUUGUGUCCCAGAUCGUAAUUUGUAGAGUGUUUUUAACAGUAAACAUCGUCCCAGAGGAGCUUUACAGAAGAAUAGAUCACAAAUACACAGCUGGUCCUAUGAGUUUAUCUCUAAUGAGCGAGCGUAAGGUGAUGGUGAUGAAGGAAAAACUCAUAUGGAAGAAACCUUGAGAGGAACCAGACUCUAGAGGAACUCGUCCUCACCUAUACACUGAACAUUCAUAACCGUUCCAUCACUGUUGAGGUUUUCAGCUGUUUCACCAUUGCAUCACUAAACCGUUGUUGCGGACUGUUUCUAAUAAUUACAGUCCAGAUUCAUCUUCAUGGUUCCUGAGUUUACCCCCACAGUCUGCUAUUGAAGAGAACUCCAUCAUGGAGAUUCAGGGUUGUCUGGAGAAAAGACUGAGAACAGGAUCAUGAAGCAGAAUCUGUGUAGUUGCUUUGGGAGAAGGUCCACUGUUUAAAUCGCUGUACAAUCUGAAAAACCGCAUUAAUGAAACAGUGAAUAACAUCGUGAGAAAAAGUCUUGCUGGGGCGAGUAGUAAAGCGCCGCUGCAGCAUUUAGCCACGCCUCUGUUUUUAAUUCUGUAGAAAGAAAAUAUUUUGUCAUUGAAAUCCUGUGUAUGUAAAAGUGUGUGUUUGUAAACGUUUCUGCGUGUAAUAAAAUGUUUAUUCCA
Messenger RNA from Silurus meridionalis, 2954 nucleotides. It is a transcript of the gene slc48a1b, whose product is annotated as solute carrier family 48 member 1b. Gene Ontology annotation, cellular component: plasma membrane; lysosomal membrane. The transcript is spliced from 3 exons. The record is from RefSeq and is a predicted model, not a curated record. Gene Ontology annotation, molecular function: heme transmembrane transporter activity; heme binding. Bases 221 to 655 code for a protein of 144 amino acids. Gene Ontology annotation, biological process: heme transport. NCBI's taxonomy places the organism in Eukaryota, Metazoa, Chordata, Actinopteri, Siluriformes, Siluridae.